AUGGCCGUUCCUUGCACUCCGUUCAUCGCCUCCGAGAACCUAUCCACACCUUCUUCCGCACCCUCCCUAUCCCCUUCCCCUGUAAUCCUCUCCCAAGACGAGCUCAAGAAAAUCGCCGCCUACAAGGCCGUCGAAUUCGUCCAAUCCGGCAUGGUCGUCGGCCUGGGGACCGGCUCCACGGCCAAGCACGCCGUCGACCGAAUCGCCGAUUUGCUCAAUCAGGGCAAGCUGAAGGACAUCGUAGGCAUCCCGACCUCCAAACAGACCCACCAGCAGGCAUCGUCGCUCGGAAUCCCGCUCUCGGAUCUCGACACCCACCCCACCGUCGACCUCGCAAUCGACGGCGCCGACGAGGUCGACCCAGAUCUCAAUCUGGUGAAGGGAAGAGGCGGGUCCCUGCUCAGGGAGAAGAUGAUCGAGGGCGCCGCGAGGAAGUUUGUGGUUAUUGUUGACGAAUCGAAGUGGGUCCCUUACGUCGGAGCUAGCGGGGCGAUGCCCGUGGAGGUUGUUCCGUUUUGCUCGAAGUACACGCAGGACUGCCUGCAGAAGAUUUUUGAGUACGCUGGCUGUGUGGCGGAAUUGAGGACCUUGAGCGGAGGACAGCCGUUUCUCACUGAUAACGGCAAUCACAUUGUGAACUUGUUCUUCAAGAGCGAUGUUGGGGAUUUGAGGGCUGCGAGUGAUGCGAUUCAUAGGCUUCCGGGAGUUAUUGAGCAUGGUAUGUUUAUUGGUAUGGCGACUGCUGUUAUUGUUGCAGGUGAGAGUGGAGUCACCGUUAAGAACAAACCGUGA
Linum tenue is the source of this 792-nucleotide messenger RNA. The record is from the annotation of a GenBank genome assembly. Lineage: Eukaryota; Viridiplantae; Streptophyta; Magnoliopsida; Malpighiales; Linaceae.